UUGAUGCUUUGGCUUACUAUUUCACAAAAUCCAUCUUUCAAUACCCUAAGAAAUGAUCUUGUGAAACAAAUAGCUCUUAAAGCAAAUGAAAUAUUGGGCGGUAGAGAUGAAGACCGUCUGAAAACUUGGCUGAAGGAAAGCCUGAGAAAACACAAGUUUGCACUGUUUUUAGACGAUGUUUGGGAAACAAGUGCAACAUCCUUGUUAGAGGAGCUGUGCGUUCCUCACCCUCCACUCCACAACUCGAACAUCAUCAUUGCCACUUCCAGAAGUAAGAGUGUGCUCUCAGAGUUGGGUGUUCCACCUCCAUCAAUCAUCCAAAUGCAAGACUUGACUGAGGAUGACAGCUGGAAAUUGUUUUCUUCCCAUGCUUUUCCACACAGUGAUGGAGUUUUGCCCAUGAGCAUUGACCAGGAAAUAGCGAGGCGCAUUUGCAAGGAGUGCAGAGGGCUUCCAUUAGCAAUCAAAGUAGUUGGACAGGCAAUGGCAGGUGUUGCUCAGUCAAAUGAAUGGGAAUUUGCACUCCAGAGAUUGCAGAAUGAUGUUACGCACUCGCUUUCAAGCAAAUUGAGAUUAAGCUACGAUGCGUUGGCCGACGUGGACGGCUAUGGCAUUUCCUUGCAGUUGUGCUUCCUCUGCCUCGCUGCUUUCUCAGAAGCCGAAGUCAUCCUGGCUGGAACAGCUAUCAAGUACUGGAUUGGAGAAGGGUUGGUACCCGGGCCGGAUCCUGUCCAAAUUGGAGAGAUAUACCUCAUUUUGUUAGCAGACCGAUGCCUUAUUGAGCCAAUCCAUAAGGAUCACGACGGAAAGGUUAUCAAUUUCAGGGUUCAUGAUGUAUUGCACCACUUUUUAGCACACCAAAUUGCUGAAAAGGAAGAAAAAUGCUUCUUUCAGGCACACAGAGAUCUAGGAGAGUUUCCUGCUGAUGACUUAAAGGGGCACAUCAGAAUUUCAUUAAUGGACAACUGUUUGUCUAAGGUUCCAAAGGCAUUCGGAGCUCCCUAUAUCCGCUCCUUGCUACUGGCUGGUAAUACUUCUUUGACAAAAAUUCCUAAAGAAGUGAUUGGGAGUAUGACUGCUCUCAGGGUAUUGGAUUUGUCACGGACUGCUCUCCAGUCGUUGCCAAAAAAUGUGGGAAGUUUGAAGCAUUUAGUUUGUCUCAGAUUAUGCUCUGUUCCAGUAAAGAAACUGCCCUACUCUGUCGGAACCCUUAGAAACCUUCAAGUAUUGGAUCUUUAUCAAUCUGAUAUUACACAACUUCCAUCCAGCAUUUCUAAGUUGACUUCCCUAAAAAUUUUGGACGUUGGUUCAUGUAAACAUUUGCAGUGCAUGCCUUAUGGGAUCUCAAACCUUAGGUCUCUGAAGUAUCUGAAUACAGGCGGUUGUCGAAAUGUAGCAUGGAAGAAGUGCAGAAGAGGUCAGCUUUCUAUUAAUGAUUUGGGUACCCUAAACCAGCUCAAAUGGUUGGUGCUUACAAAUAAUGGUGAAAUAGUUCUAGAAGGAAUGCUCGGAACCAUGAAGCAGAUGGAAUCUCUAUUUUUAGAUCUCACAGAUACAGAGAAGCUCCCCCAUGAUAUGAGUGCCAUGUCUAAAUUGAGGACACUCUGGCUAGCAUGUCCUCACUUAAUUCAAAUAGAGGAUUCAUUUUGUGGGUUUAAAAAUAUGGGCUACAUUAGAUUGUUCAACUGUGGCAAGUUGAAACAACUACCUUCGUUGCAGAAGCUUGAGAAUCUGAAGCAUUUACAGAUUGUUAAGUGCCCCAACAUAAAGAAGUUCCCAGAAGAAUUCGGAAAAGGGGGAGGAUUUCCUAAGCUUGAGGUAUUUUCAGUGGUGGAGGUGGAGAAAUUAGAGCAGCUGCCAAUGGUAGACGAGGGAGCACUGCCUUCACUUAAAAUAUUGACAAUAAUGAAGUGUGAGGAAUUGCAGAGUUUACCACAGUGUUAUUGGAAUUUGAAGAGUGUAGAGAAGAUAAGAGUGUAUGGUUGCUCAAAGGUUCUUCAUAUCAUGGCAAAGGAAGAAAAAUUUAUCAAGACAAAGAGCAAAGUGAAAACAAUAACAUUAUCAAGCAUAGAAACUAAGUCAUUGUUAAAGCGCUACUAUGAUAUCCUUCGUCGGGGCGAACACUUUUAUUAUGGUGAAUUUUGGUGUAGCGAGAUGUUUCAAUUUUUGGAUAAUUUAGCUGACAGGCUGUAUCGUGUGGGGUUUUCACCCUAAAACCUGUCUCACGCCUGAAACAAGUUGUCACACGCCUGCAACAAGUUGUCUCAUGCUGUGAAACCAGUGUCCAGAAUACAAGCUCGAUUUGAUUUGAUCUCCUAAUCAUAUCAGAUUUCAAUAGCCCUAGAAUCCACUCGACUGUCAAUAGAUUGAAGGAUUGGUUUUGGUUUGUCUCAUUUUAAAAAUAUCUACUAUGGUAUGUUUACGUAAAUUUUUCUUGCAAACUCUGCCCAUUUGUCGUCGUCGGCAACAUUUUAGCGCAGGAUCUUGAGGUAAGUCACUUACCAUGGUUUGAGUGAGUUUUAUUGUUUAGAAUCUGUAUGCAGUCGGAUCAAUUUUUUGUUGUGUUUUAUUUGAUUCUAAAUCAAAUCUGUUGUUAUCUGCUCA
Molecule: messenger RNA, 2604 nt
Organism: Cryptomeria japonica (Japanese cedar)
Lineage: Eukaryota; Viridiplantae; Streptophyta; Pinopsida; Cupressales; Cupressaceae
Product: probable disease resistance protein At1g61300
Exons: 2
Coding region: 4-2214 (736 amino acids)
Biological process (GO): defense response to fungus
Molecular function (GO): ADP binding
Source: RefSeq, a predicted model, not a curated record